GCAGCAUGGAGAUCCAUGCAUGCCUGCCACACAGGCUGGAGUCUGGGCGCACCGGCCACAUUUACAUGUAUGUAUGCUGACAAGUUUGGCCAGAAGUCCCAUGUGGAAUGCGCAGCAUUCUCUCCCGAUGGUCAAUUCUUGGUGACUGGUAGUGUGGAUGGAUUCAUUGAGGUUUGGAACUUUCAGACUGGAAAGAUCAGAAAGGAUCUCAAGUAUCAGGCAGAGGAUUCGUUCAUGUUGAUGGAUGAUGCUGUGUUAUGCAUGUGUUUCAGUCGGGAUAGUGAAAUGGUAGCUACUGGGGGUCAGGAUGGCAAGAUCAAGGUAUGGAAGGUUCAAACAGGACAAUGUUUGAGGAGAUUCGAGAAUGCUCACAGUAAAGGGGUCACUUCUGUCAAGUUCUCCAAAGAUGCCACUCAGAUUCUAAGCUCUUCAUUUGAUCAAACUCUAAGGAUACAUGGGUUGAAAUCAGGCAAAACAUUGAAGGAAUUCCGUGGUCACACAUCAUUUGUCAAUGAAGCCAUCUUUGCUCCUGAUGGUCAUCUUGCUAUCAGUGCUUCUUCAGAUGGUACCAUUAAGGUUUGGAACAUCAAGACUACAGAGUGUAUCAAUACCUUCAAGUCGCUUGGAGGUUCAUCAGCUACUGAUAUCACAGUUAAUUCAGUCCUGCCAUAUCCCAAGAAUGCUGAACAAUUUGUUGUUUGUAACCGUAGCAACACUGUUGCAAUCAUGAACAUGCAAGGACAGAUUGUUAGGAGUUUUAGUUCUGGUAAGCGUGAGGGUGGAGAUUUUACAUGUAGCUGUCUUUCACCAAGAGGAGAAUGGAUCUACUGCAUAGGGGAGGAUCUCGUUCUCUACUGCUUCUCAACAUCAACAGGAAAACUAGAAAGGACAUUGACUGUUCAUGAAAAGGAUGUGAUAGGUAUUGUGCCCCACCCUCAUAACAAUCUUCUAGCUACAUACAGUGAAGAUGGACUCCUCAAACUAUGGAAAUCAUGAAUGGGAAAAACCUGCAGACAUUUUACAACUGUUUUCAGGGGAUCGGGUUGAGCGACAUUAGCAUUUUGCCCACCAUGCUUAAUAUUAUGCCAUGAUAUCCUCUACACUUAAAAGAAUUGUUUGAAAAUUGUAAAUGUUACUUGAAUAUACAUGUAAUUUAGUGAUUUGCCAAGUUAUCCCUGUUUUUUUACUCACUGAUCAUUGCCCCCCCCCAAAAAAAAAAUAAUAAUCAAGACUUUCGUACAAAUUGAUGAAUUGGCCCAGAAGAGUAUGGCAAUGGAUCGCUGGUAGUGAAUGAAUAAUAUAUUUUAAGUAGCAUUAUAAUUCAAAUGGUUUGACUGGUAUUUCCUGUUUGCCUUUGACAUUCAAAAUUAUAUGACUAUGGUAGUCAAAUAUUGAAGUAAAUGUUUAUUAUUGUUUGGUCCAAAGUAAUCUGGAUCACUUACUGUAGUCUAGAUGUGGGUGUUUCCACGAGGUUGGGUCAAAAAGUGUGACAGAAGUGCAAAAUUAAAUUAUUCCAAAACAAUUCCUUAACGAUCUGCAUGUUUUCCAGCACUAUUGAACUAACUGAUUUCAAUAAAAUCAUGUGUGUUCACCUUCAUACUUCUAUGUCAUGCAUCAUAACAAUCGGAAUGGAAUAACAAAGUUACAUGGACUUUUUUUUUUAACAACUUGUAUAUUUUGUAUUCUAAAGUAACACAAAAUGAUUAUUAUGAUACUUUUUCUCAUGGAAACUAUGGUCAUGACAGUAACAUUCAAUGACAAUACUUCUCAAAUGCAUUUUACAACAUUAUAACAAUGGUUAUAGUAACUACACAAACAUCAAGUAGUUUCUCGCCUACUUUUUUAAUUUUUCAUAGCUUAACUUUUCUGUGAUGAAUUUUUUUGGGACAGAUAACUGACCCAAAACAGGUUUAUAUAAACCUUGAAACAUGUCAAACAUAGAGACAGGAUGGAAAAACUUAUACUCCUCAUGUACUUUAUUCUAUGAUGUGGAAUAAUAUUUGUAACUACGUUACAUGGACUUCUUGUCCAUGUAACAAAGGUGCAAUGUAAACUUCUUGCUUAUAUUAUACUCUACAGUGACACAAAAAGGUUAUCAAAACAUUUUUUUCCAUGGAAACUGCUAAUGAUUAUUAACAUUCAAUGACAAAACUUCUCAAAUGCAUUUGACAACAUCAUAACAAUGAUUAGAGAAACUACACAAACAUCAAGUAGUUUCUCACUUAGUUUUUGAUUAUCUUUUCUGUGAUAAUUUUUUUUGAUAGAUAACUGACCCAUAACAGGUUUAUAUAAACCUUGAAACAUGUCAAAUACAGAGACAGGAUGGAAAAACUCAUAAUCCUCAUGUACUUCUAUGAUGUGGAAUAUUUGUAACUACAUAACAUGGACUUCUUGUCCAUGUAACAAAAGUGCAAUGUAAACGACUUGCUUAUAUUAUACUCUUCAGUGACACAAAAAGGUUAUCAAAACAUUUUUUUCAUGGAAACUGUGGUAAUGAUGAAUAACAUUCAAUGACAAAACUUCUCAAAUGCAUUUGACAACAUUUUAACAAUGAUUAUAGAAACUACACAAACAUCAAGUAGUUUCUCACUUAGUUUUUGAAUUGUUCAUAGCUUAUCUUUUCUGUGAUAAUUUUUUUUUGAUAGAUAACUGACCCAUAACAGGUUUAUAUAAACCUUGAAACAUGUCAAAUACAGAGACAUGAUGGAAGAACAAAAUCCUCAUGUACUUUUUUGAGUUUUUUCUAUGAUGUGGAAUAAUAUUUGUAACUACGUUAAAUGGACUUCAUGUCCAUGUUACUAAGACAAAACAGAAAAAAGGGUUUAAUAUCUGAAACAGGUACUGUUUGUAAUAUGUACAUGUAGAUGUGGCAACAUUUAUAUGAAAAAGAAAAUAACGAUCUUUCUAAACUUAUUUUUCCUCCAAGUAUAAUAUAGAUGGUAACAAAACAUAUCUAUGAAGUAAACUUUGAGCAUAUGUAAAAUUUUGAGGGUAAGUAUCAAAUAAAUACUUUGUCUUCAAUAAAUAGUGUUAAACAUAUUUUUCUUUGGCACCAAGAUAAAAAUGUAGCACACUAAAACAAGUUUCAGCUUUGGCUUUACAAAUGUAUGUCAAGUAAUAAAGAGUUGAAUAUUCUUUUUCACACACUGAGUUGUAAAGUCAUAUUCAAACACUGAGUUGCAAGGUGAUGUUCACACACUGUGUUGCAUAGUAAUUUUCACAUACUGAAUUGUAAUAGUUCUGAAAUUUUAAUAAGAGGUUAAUUGUCUCUGCAUUUGAGAAAAUGUUUGGUUUACUUUCUGAUAAAUUUCUUACAUAUUUAUUUCUUUUGCUCAAAUACUAUGUUUACAUUUGUAAAUUUCAGAGCAAACCACCUAACUUUGAAGGUUAUUAUUGUUAUGUAAAAACCAGCAAAGAAGUUGAAUAUUCUAUUGCUAAGAAAAAUAACACACUUUCUUGUCACUUCAAAAACUGGAGAUUCCAAGUUUGAUCACGCCUAUCAUGACUAUAUUGUAUAUGCUUUGCAAGAUAAUUCAGGUUUAAUUUCUUUUUUUCAAGUGAUUAGAGCUGAUGUAAAAUUUGAUAAGAUUUAAUAAAAAGGCUGCCUUUUUAUUUUUUAUUUCCUUUUUUUUAAUGAUACAAUAUUUUGUAAAUCUGUUGAUGGCUUGUGAUUGUUUGUGAUUUGUUCAAUAAAAACAUUAAAAAAAUAUAUAGUUUUGAAAAUAAUCUGUA
Molecule: messenger RNA, 3732 nt
Organism: Lytechinus variegatus (green sea urchin)
Lineage: Eukaryota; Metazoa; Echinodermata; Echinoidea; Temnopleuroida; Toxopneustidae
Product: WD40 repeat-containing protein SMU1-like
Exons: 8
Coding region: 16-996 (326 amino acids)
Biological process (GO): mRNA splicing, via spliceosome
Cellular component (GO): precatalytic spliceosome
Molecular function (GO): protein binding
Source: RefSeq, a predicted model, not a curated record